Klebsormidium nitens is the source of this 1274-nucleotide messenger RNA. Lineage: Eukaryota; Viridiplantae; Streptophyta; Klebsormidiophyceae; Klebsormidiales; Klebsormidiaceae. The record is from the annotation of a GenBank genome assembly.
CAAAAGUUAGACGACGUUUGUCCGAUAAGUCAGUCGCGGCCCAGUUAUUUUUUGGAGGCCAGACGCAACCGCACUGGACCCAGCUGCUGGCUGGCAUCCUGCUUUUUCGGUUUCAUUGAACAAGCUUCUUGGAGAGAUCAGGCUUGGAAACUUGGAAGUUGGAGCGAGGGGAGGCCCUCGAGCAGGACAGCCACCGAGGCAUGGCCGCCACCUCGUGUGCCCGUGCCGGCGGUUUGCUAUCAGGGCCCAGCAUUUCAAGCAGAUGGGGCCACAUGGCGGACACGCAAAGGGAUACACUGCCAACUGGAAGCAGGUUUGCCCCCUUCCUUGGACGGGGCAUUCAUGAGGGGCAGCCGGCACAGCCCACUGCAAGAAGGGCCCGCUGUCAGGUGCGUGCGGCUGCCAGCCCCCCCGCCCUGCCCUUCCGUGUUGGCCAUGGCUUUGACCUGCACCGCCUGGAGCCCGACCGCCAGCUCAUCAUCGGUGGAGUCACCAUCCCGCACGACCGAGGCUGCGACGCGCACUCCGAUGGCGACGUGCUGAUGCAUUGCAUUGUGGACGCGAUUCUGGGCGCGCUCAGCCUGCCCGACAUUGGGCAGCUCUUCCCCGACAACGAUCCCAAGUGGAAGGGGGCCGCCUCCUCCGUUUUCAUGAAAGAAGCAAUCAAGCGGAUGCGGGAGGCGGGGUACUCGCUGGGCAACCUGGACGCGACGGUGAUCCUGCAGCGGCCGAAGCUGAGCCCGCACAAGGAGGCCAUCAAGGCGAUCCUGUGCGAGCUGCUGGAGGCGCACCCGAGCUGCAUCAACAUCAAGGCCAAGACGCAUGAGAAGGUGGACAGCCUGGGCGAGAACAGGAGCGUCGCCUGCCACACCGUCGUGCUGCUGCUCAAAGACAGCUGACGCGGGCCCCCCCGCGGUGUCGACUUGCAGUUUUGAUCUUCGAGUUGCAAAAAGUAGUAGAAUGCUGCGGCGGUUGAGUUCAUUACAGUGUACGCUUUCAAAAAAGAGCAGCGUAUGUAAGAUUCAUUGCGCACGGGAGAAGCUUAACAGUUUGCUAAUGUGCCUACUCUGAAGUCAGAAAUUAGGCUGCGAAGGCAUUUAGGAAUACAGUACAAGUUGGAUUCGAACAUCAUUCUUAUCAAUUACAAAUGAAUACAAAUAAAGCGUUUAAGCGUUCAAAGGUCUGGACAUACCAAAAGUACCAAACUUGUCAUGCAUUGAUAUAUUCCUUGGGCACGUGCAGCUCAUACAAGAACCUGCGUAGCUACUUCCCGG